ACUAACAAAAUGCUACUCUAUAGAUCGACGGGAGUACCUUGUAUCAUACAUAUUAAGGUCAACCAAGAAAUGAGGUCAACGUAGCAAAGAAUCGUACUGUUCCGCCUGCAUAAUAUUCAAAGUACAAGAUCAAAUAUAUUUGUUAAAUUAUUAUUUCAAAUGCGUCGAUCAGAUAACAAUCGCUUCAUCUAACACAUCGUAAUUCGUUAUGUAUUAGAGACAAAUUGCAUUUAUAUAAAUAUUCGUGUAUAUCAGGGUUUCAAAACGUAUAGAAAUCUAAUCUUAUCGGUAUUAGAGAUGAGAAACUUUAUAAGACACGCGACCCGCAAUUUUAUGAGUAAUGUAUUAACAGUAAUACGUCGAUGUGUUGGUAAACGACGUCCUUGGAUAAGCAUUUAAAUGUAUGCAUCGUGCGUGCGGCACAAUGUGCGCUCACGCUUAAGUAUAGAUGGACAGCCUGCUAACCCAAAGUCUAAAAGAGUGCAGGGAUCUAGCUCGUUCACUUGAGUUGCUGUGAUACAAGGACGAUACACGUUAAAGGAACUUAUUCCUUUAACGGUUAGGUAACAUUCUUAAGAACAAUCUAGGUAUCACAAUCUACUUAUAUGUAUACAUACAUAUUAUUCAGAAAUGCUACCUCAUCUAAACGCUGAACAUAUGACGCAGUUAAGAAAAAAAAAAAGAUUCCAAGAUCGUUGCUCAACUUAACCACUUUUAAAAGGCCAAAGUCUUUUUGGUUUUAAGUAAACGUUACACCUAUCGCAGGAAAAGUUCCGAUACAUAAAUUUCAGCGCAUUAGCGAUAGGACUUCAAACAAUUGUGUAUGCUAUGCAUUCGUUGACAUACAUACAUAUACAUCAAGUGUAGAAGUUCAAAACGAAUGUAAUCGACAGCGAAACACGGUGUGUGUCGCAUGGAAGAGAAGUGCAAUCGAGCGAGGUCGUGUGGUGAUUAUAUACCGAGUAACACUAGUAGUACCAUCGCUCGAAAAAUUCAUGACGUACACUCCGGUGCAACGUAGGAGACUCCGACCAUUAAAUCCUGGAAGAACUGGAAGAGACCCUAGGGAGAGACUGACACAGAAUCUCUUGUCGUCAUAGAUAAAAAAUAUGGCGGAAUAAGGUGAAUGGCGGGACAUUUCUUCCGCUACACUUCCGCUUAACUAAGCGAAGCCUAAGUUGCACGAGACUGUACAUGCGUGUUACAUGGCAGCGACAUAAUUGAAUCUGAGAGACAAUCGUGGAACUCGUACACGCGAGGCGACACAAUCCGAUGUGUUUGCGCGUUUAGUUCAAACGUGUACCAGACUUUUGAAAAAAAAGAGGAAGUGUCACGGGAUGGACAAAUUGGUUCGUACAGGUGAGACGAUGGAAGAUCCGGAUAUGUAUUGCGCGCACGUGUCUGAACCGUAGUUUGGGUUAUCAGGUGAACGUUUAAUAGUACUCAGGAGCCACCUCGUGGCCUAAAGGCAACCUUUCUAUUCGGGUGGAAGAACCGCGCGAUUCACGAAUUGUCGCUCUCGUCGUUUCAACGAUGAGUUGCAUUCAGAAACUAAGUUGUAACAGCAUUGCGACACGCGAGUGUAACCGAAAUCUUGUCGCGUGUGUAUAUAGCACACCGAUUUAUUUGUCAUGCGAAAUGAAUUUUUAUCUACGUAAUUACGUAUCGUCUGACAUCACUGCAACUUCGGACUUUACUCCUUUUCGAUAGUGGAUCCUCAUAUUGGUUGAAAGAAAGAAAAUUUGCUGUAUCUUUUUCAAGUAAAUUUUGAGAAGUUGAAACACGGGUUACAGUGUUACUCGUAUAAUACCAUUCGGUCACAUGUGCGCGUGAUCGGUAUUAGAAAACAAUAUGUUCGAGUUUUAACGAUGACUGCAUUGUUUCCUGUUCAUUGCAAGAAAACGUUGCGUCGAUCGUGCACACCGAUAAUGCAGUAAUCUUGUCGAUCUUUCUCAUUUAGAUUUUCCCGUGGAAAUUUACAAUUUUUAUUUCUUUUUAAUGUUGAUCUAAUAAGGGCAUUUAGUUGAAUCAUUUUGUGUAAAAAGUAACGUUAAAGGGAACACAUUUUUAAACACGUGAUUCAUUAACGAACCAAUCGCCCACCGUAUCUAUGUUCUUUCCUUAGAUAAGAUACUUAAAAAUACUUUCUUUAUGCCCUAACUGUAUGCAUAUAUAGAAUUAUUAAUAUAUACAUGUUUUAUGAUUUCACUUCCGAUAAAAAAUAAUAUUCCAUUUGAGUAUCAACAACUAACGGAUAUUCUGAUCUGUGUAUAGUUAAAAAGGUAUACAUAUCACAUCUAUGAUGAAAUCAUGGUAAAUUUUCGACAAUUCAAACGCCGAUACGUUAAUCGUAACACAUAUCUACACACGGUGAUAAAAAGUGAACCAAACAUCGUGCUUGAUAAGAGAGCAGGAUUCUACUUUUAAAAUCAUUGCUAGGAAAUCAAAUGCAUCUUAUUCAGUUGCACAUGAACUAUGAUGUCAUACUGCAGUGCGCACCAACGGCAACAAGAUUAACGGCCUUGACAGGAAAAAUAUUUUUAUAUCAUAGACAGUUUUCUCUUAACACGUAUCAUCUAAUACGUUAAUAUCUAAAAUUCGAAUUAGGUUUUCUCUUUUAUGAAUCGUAGACAUUAUGUACCCGUACAUACAUACAUAUACGUUAAAUGCAACAACUGCUAUAGUAAGUCGCAAGUGCAGCUGUGCGACGGUUUAGGAGUAAAAUCGAUCGAUAGUUAUUCGUUGAUCUAACUUUGAUUCAUAUAAUAGACGAUACGUGAUGCGCAUUAGAAACCAUUAAAUCGUUUAUGACGAGAUACCGAACUAUAUAAUAAAUUAUGUAAUAUACCGUCAAUAAAAGAAAGUAAAUCAAUAAAGAUGAAUUUCGAGAUAAAUAAAUAAUUUGAAGGUUAAAUGCGUAGAUCGACGAUCAAGAUCAAGUUUGAUCGAAUUUUAAAUAGUUUCGUGGAUAGUGUACGCGUGAACGCAUAAGGGCCCGAAAUAAAGACGCCCCUGGUGCAGGUUGAGUAAUACGUCCCUGCAGAACGGAGCCCGCGAGGGCUGGUGGGAAAGAGAGAGGCAGGCUAGCGAUCAGAAGUUGAUAGAGGAGCGACGAGGAUAGAGAGGGCGAGAGAGGAACGCGAGGGCCGAGGCACACCAUCGAGUAUCAACCAGCUGGUUGGCAAGGCAGCCGCGAGCAGUCGCCAGUGAGACGCGGUACCCCGCGAGGGCUUUCGUCGUUUGUUCCGUUCGUCUAAUCGUGUGUCUAUAUGUCCGUCAUCUCCCUUCCGCUUAAACCUAUCGUGGUCGUGCGUACGUUCAUUCGUUCGUCCGGUCCGUGUGUGGUGCGUCUCCCUUCGCCUGCUUUCAACGACACUUGCCACCGGUCGGGACUAUCGUCUCUGUGUCAAAGUACAUCUCUGUCUUUCUCUCUCACUCUCUUCGUUUCUCUUGGCGUGCCCGACCGAAAAGACAAGAUGGCUGCCGACUCAGGAAUGGAGACGUGUCCCUCCCCGGAGAUUGCAGACUCCAGGAAGCGGCCGCUCGAUUGUGACGCGGAAAAUGGCGCGACGAAGAGGUCUCAUUACGGAUCAGGAGGAGAUGGAACAUAUCACCUCAAAGUAUUGGUCCCUGGUGUGGCUGCAGGAGCUAUUAUCGGAAAAGGUGGAGACACGAUUGCUCAAUUGCAAAAAGAUACCGGAGCUAAGGUUAAAAUAUCUAAAUCACACGAUUUCUAUCCAGGAACGACAGAAAGAGUGUGCCUAAUAACUGGUAGUAUAGAAGCUAUAAUGGCAGUUAUGGAUUUUAUUAUGGAUAAAAUACGUGAGAAACCAGAUCUCACGUUAAAGACAACUGUUGACUCUGAAUCAGGAAAGACCACGGCAGAGAGGGACAAACAGGUAAAAAUUUUGGUACCUAAUAGCACUGCAGGGAUGAUAAUAGGUAAAGCUGGAAACUAUAUUAAACAAAUUAAAGAAGAAUCUGGCUCGUAUGUUCAAAUAAGUCAAAAGGCAAAAGAUGUGUCUUUACAAGAACGAUGUAUAACGGUAAUCGGGGAGAAAGAGAACAAUCGAAAUGCGUUAAUGAUGAUAUUAGCUAAAGUGGCGGACGAUCCACAAAGUGGUAUAUGCCCCAAUGUUAGUUAUGCAGAUGUAAGUGGUCCUGUAGCUAAUUACAAUCCCACAGGCAGCCCUUACGCUCAAGCGCCUACAAGUACACCGACGUAUACUUCUACAGCUGGCAUUAAUACAGUGAGUCUUUUGAACGGUGCUGGUCUUAGUUUGAACUUGAACUUAGGAGCUGCAAUAACAGCUGGUACCGCACCAGUGACGACGCAGUUGUUGGAACACAUAAAGUUAAAUCUACGAACAGCAGGUUUCUCGGAACCUGCUGCUAGCGAAAUUUUAUCAGCGAUUGCUACUCUCGCUAAGUAUAAUCUCCUUGGAAUGGGGAUUGGAAUGCCAUCGAGUAUGAGUUACCUUGGAAAUCCUAUGGAUAGUACCACAACGGCAAAUGGUUCGAACAAUAAUGGCGGCGUAUUUGGGCCAAUCGGAACGGUACCUGCCCUUGGAUCUACAUCACCUACACCACGUAAUACACUUGAUAGAUACGAGGCCUUUGAUCCGUUCAGACAAAACAACACCGCUGCCAGUGCUAUUCAUCUGAACAACAAUUCGUUUGGCCUGGGUACUAACCAGUUAUCACUUGUAAGUAAGAGUCCUACACAGGUAGACGUGAACAACAAGGAAACCAAGAAAGUAGACAUAGAAAUUGCAGAGGUUAUAGUGGGAGCUAUUCUUGGACCCGGCGGUCGUGCCCUGAUUGAGAUACAGCACCUAAGUGGCGCCAACAUACAAAUCUCUAAGAAGGGCAUGUUCGCUCCUGGUACCAGGAACCGGAUAGUGACUAUCACGGGUUAUCCUAAUGCGAUCGGCACUGCUCAAUAUUUAAUUGAGCAGAGGAUUAGCGAAGAGGAAGCAAAACGAGCACGUCAAAAUGCCCUCGCCAGUAUGAUCAAUUGAUUUCAAGUACAGCACUUUUGUUCAUCCCCAUUAUUGAGCUCCGUUAUUCAUCUUUUCACAUCUUGAGAUGAUGCUACGGUAGCUCUCUCUUCCCUUCUUUAAAGAAAAAAAAAAAAAACUCGUCCACUACCACCUACCACCCGUUGUCAUCUGUCGCAACAUCACUAAUAGCGCUUGCAUUCUCACAUCACUAUUCAUGCAUCCAUCAUGGCUCGUCAACAUUUAUCUAUCUUUUAAGAUUAUUAUGAUAUAUAAAUAUUAUAUGUUAAAUGAUAACUACUACAAUUGUUCUGUGAUACACCACGUUACGGGGCUUUAUCACAAAUAACACACACGUACCACAUCAGAGUCACAUAAUAUAUCUAGUUGUAUGGUAUAGGAUAUUGAAAACAUGGCAUGAUAUAAAACUAUAUAAUUACAUUUAGAAACGAAAUGGCACAAUUUGGCCGCAAUUGUUCUUGAAAGAUCGAGAUUGCAAUGAUACCACGGGGUAAUUGUUUCGUUUCAUAAAACGAAAUCGAUUAUAUAUAUUUUUUUUUUUUGUUUUGUGUAUAGGAGCAUAAUUUAUCUAUUGAUAACGAGAGAGAGAUACUUUUAGUUACAAGGUCAUACAGAACUCACAAAUUGAAUGACUUCGAUCUGAGAAAUUCGUAUUCUAAUGUGUGUCUUGGAAACUAAAUUACAUUCGUUUAUUCACAAAAUCAGGUUUUGUGAAUUUAUUGUAUUGAACUGUUCCUUGAACUAUGAAAUGAUUAGGCUAAUUAAGCAAUUUUACUCUUGCUUAACAUACUAUCCGAACGAGUUUUUUUUUUUUUUUAAGUACAGAGUGAUACCUUGGCAAAACCAAAGAUCUUACAUACGUUAAACAGAAAUAACUUGGCUGGAAGAUAAAUAUACAUACAAAGGGAGAGCUAUUCUACAUAUAAACAUAUAUUUAUAUAUUUACAAUGCUGGCUGGUCCAGCUAAACGAGUAACAUAAUACCCCCUAUUGCCAAGUUUUAUUCUGAAUCCCAAAGCCUUUAUUUCUCAAAAAAUCUUCAUCGAAACUCUUAUAGCGUUAGAAUUAAUGUACACAGAGAUAAUAUAAACAUCGAGUCUCAUUAUUUCUUCGCAUAUAUCCCCUUAGGAAUGGAGAAUUCAUUGUGCUAGGACGAUAGAAUAAGAAUCAUUCGAUUCGUUAGAACGAAAGAUUUCCGAGUAAUAGUUUCAGUACAGUUACAAUACAAUGUUAAUAGAUGCACGUUAAUCACAUUCGAUUGUUCGUCUAAUUAUUUUUAGUUUCAAGGUAUAUCAGUUGAAUACAAUUUCAAUUAAUGCAGUUUUACAUUUCUUGACACUCGCAUACAUUAUUGUUUCUCUUUCUUUUUUUUUUUCGUUUUUUUUUGUCAUUCCUUUUACGAUUACAAAACUGCAUAAAUACAGUUCUUUUUAUUGUAUAGAAAUAUUUAUAUAUUUAUAUACACGUAUAUUUUCAAUAGUUUAAUCGUUGAAUAUCCUCGAUGGAAAUAUUUUUGUCUUCUUAGCAAGUAUUUCUUUUCUAAGCAAUGAUUGAACGUCUCUCGAUUGAAAUCCAUACAGAUUGAGAUUAUACAUCGUUAGAUAGAUUAAUUGUUAAUAGAAUUGAAAAGUGUCUGUCAAAUGAUCAGCAGUCAUGUCAUACAUCCUUGGGUUCUGUAUGAUACUGCUUUAACGAGGGCUUCUAUUUAAGGACAACCAAAUCUUCGACAGAUGUUUUUUAACUAAUCGCACUUUGACAUUGAAUCAAAUCAUUAGAUAAGGAAUGAAUUUUAGCUAGGAAACUUUGUUUCUGUUGAUAAUUGUCGAUACAGAUACAGCUUACAUUUCAUUGCUAGAUAAGAAAGAAAAGAUAUAUAUACACAGAAAUGGAGUGAACGAGAGAGAGAGAGAGAGAGAGAGAGAGAGAGAGAAAGAGAGAGAAAGAAAGAAAGAAAGAUAUUGUUAAUAACAGAUGUUUCAAAUCAUUGUUUUCUCUUUUUGUUUGUUCUCGGGGAGGGGAGGGGGGGUAGGUAUUUAAGAAGGGGUGAUAUAAAAGGGAUAGGCGGUAAUCAAUAAUGGGUUUAGUUAAAGUAUCUGAAAACGUUAGCUGUAGCGUGAAAUGAAAUAUAUAAGUGUACAUGAAGUACAAUUCGUAGCUGGAAGCGCUGGCUCACCGCUCUUUAAAAUAAAUUGUAUAUUCAUAAAUAUCGCAUAAUAUGAGUAAUAAUAUAUUACACACAGAGAGAAGAUAAAAGAAGAUAUAUAUAUAUAUAUAUUAUAUUAUAU
Messenger RNA from Osmia bicornis bicornis, 7305 nucleotides. RefSeq names its product RNA-binding protein Pasilla (gene pasilla). NCBI's taxonomy places the organism in Eukaryota, Metazoa, Arthropoda, Insecta, Hymenoptera, Megachilidae. The transcript has 5 exons. The record is from RefSeq and is a predicted model, not a curated record. The coding region runs from base 3270 to 5021 and encodes 583 amino acids. Gene Ontology annotation, molecular function: mRNA binding. Gene Ontology annotation, cellular component: nucleus; cytoplasm. Gene Ontology annotation, biological process: regulation of alternative mRNA splicing, via spliceosome; mRNA splicing, via spliceosome.